Molecule: messenger RNA, 522 nt
Organism: Helianthus annuus (common sunflower)
Lineage: Eukaryota; Viridiplantae; Streptophyta; Magnoliopsida; Asterales; Asteraceae
Product: F-box protein At2g14710-like
Exons: 2
Coding region: 1-522 (173 amino acids)
Molecular function (GO): protein binding
Source: RefSeq, a predicted model, not a curated record
AUGUCUGCCGACAUUCCUUUCGAAAUCCAAGAGGAAAUCAUCAAAAGGGUUGUUCCUGUCAAAUCUCUGAUUCGGUUCAGAUCAGUUUCAAAGCAAUGGAAGUCUCUGAUCGAUAGCUCUGAAUUUAUCACUCGUCACAGCCUCCACCCGGCUAAGCAGCAUCAUCUGCUGUUAAGGUACACAGUAGCUUCUGAGCCCAAAUAUGUUUCAAUUGUUGAUGAUGAUACUUUCCCCCAUCACAAGUUCUCCCCUAUUGUUUCUCCGACUGUUAAGCCUGUUGAAAUUGCAAGAAUGCUCGAUUGCUCUCAUGGAUUGGUAGUUAUAGAUGGGGUUAUUCAUUGGACUCCUACGAACCUUAUUACAAAGAACGAUAUGCUUAUUUCGUUUGAUUUGACAAGUGAAGAAUUUGGAGAAGUAGAUCUUCCAGAUAGUUUAGCAGGCUCUAGAUCUCUAGACAUAUCUAAGCUUAACGAGUCUCUCCUUGUGCUUGACUAUAGAGGUGUUGCAGUUUGUGACGUAUAG